CAACUUUUCACGCAGGCCAAGACUCAAGGCGAUUCAAUCACUGGGAUCGGUUAGGGUGCUUGUGGGCAUCGCAAGCACUGGGAAUACGACGCCAAAUGUUUUGCAGGUCGUGAUUCUGACAUUCAGGCAAGAUGGGCAAGAGGGCUCGAGGGACGGCGGACGCGUCAAAUCCGCACAAACGGCAGAAGGUCGUCCAUGAGGCACCAACGAGCGAGGAGAUCCACACGAGCCGGCAACUUAUGCAACUUCUCGCAUUCGAUCAGGACCUGCAGAAAGCAAGACACGGCUUACAAUCAUUCAAGGUCUUCCUCGACGGGCUGCUGUCGUCCGAAAAUGAGGCCGAUGAUGACAAGGUGCAAAUCUUGAGGGAAUACCUCGAGUCAGCUAAACGACAAGAUGGUGAAUUCGAGGCAACUUGUCUAUCAGACAUUAUGGAGACCUGGAGCUUCGCCGCUCAUGCAAAUCACGACAACAUCAUGUCAGCAGUUGCAGUGACUCUCGAUCUGCUCAUCAAAUUCAUAUCCAAGCGGCUUGAUUUCACGACGCUCGGCUUGAGCAUUGGCCGUACCUUAUUGCAGCCACGACAGCAAGAACUCAUCGCUCGGAAUUUGUCGGCCGACAAAGGCAAAGAGUUCAUUUUCUCACCAACACUGAGGCUUCUCAGAGAGCUCAUAUGCCUUGAUGGCGGGACUCUGGCUAAACCAAUGUUACGCGGACAGAGCCUCACUUUCAAAUCACUAGCACGGAAUAUGGGUAUCAAACAUCUUGGGACUGGGCUUGAAGAUGUGAAGAGACCCUCGGCCCGCACAAACGCUAUUCGAUUCUUCUUAAGCGCUCUCAAAUUUUUGCCCGCAGAGGGGAAGGCCGAACUCCUGUCACAAAGGGAGCUCCCCCCAGCACUGAUGAAAUCUUUAUUGGAUGACCCUCCAUAUCUCAUCUUCGAGAUCCUGGAAACGCUGAGGAAUCACGUCAUCAAGGACAGCAAACUAGCUGGUUACUCGAAGAGCAAGCUGCUCAAUUCCACGACUCUUGGGCGUCUGGCAUCACUUUACCAGUACAAGCAUGACAGCGCGGCGGCCGAGGGCUCUGGCCCAACGGUGGAACAGGCAGUCCACGAGUUUCUUAUGUUGGCCUGUACAUCACCAUCAGCCGGCAUUCUGAGGCCACAGUCAGGCUACUACCCACGAACAAUUGACCCAGAUGCGGCUCGACUCCCUUCGGCUGAGGAUGAGGUAGAACCUGGAUUGGAAAGCAUAACCUGGCUGAACAGAUUCAAAGAUGACGUUCCGGUUCGUAACAUCAUCUUGGCCGAUUUUAUCCAGAGCUCGAGUUUACGUCCUUGGUCGAACCAGAAACACAGUGAACUCUUAGUCACUGUUUUCGAAGCUGCCCCGGAGUUAGUUGCACACUACUUCAUCAACAAACGAUCCUUCACAUUCGAACCUAAGUUGUCGGCGACGUGGAUUGGCUACUCAGCAUUCUUGUUCAAGACAAUUCAAUCGCCCUUGCCCGAUUUCUUCGGCCACAAGAAUGGAUACGCCCUGCUCCCUCCACCAACAUCAAUCAUCAUAGACAACAUAAUACCGCUCCCGAUGGAUCAGAAAAUCCUUGUCAAGUGCCUGAUGCAAAAGACAGAGCUCAUAUCGUUUGUGGCCGUCAGGCUACUUGUGAUGGCCAUACAAAAGCUUCAGAACGCCCUGAAGAUGCAUGCUGAUGCGGCAAAGACUCAAAGCAAACCCAUGUGGGACGAUUCUGCGAGGAAGCUCGUCGAUGCGUUCUGUCAACGAGCUCCGGGUAUCAAAGAAGUCAUUUCUUGCUACCGAGAAGUUGGCGUUUCUGACCUUCUUCAGCGAGAGGCAGCAAGCAAAUUACUAAGGCUUUACUACGAGGUCAUUCCCCAGGUGGCAUUGAUGGCCAAGUUCGACGUUUCACCGCUACUAAUCACCGCAAUCCAACGCUUAGAUGAAGCCGAGGAGAGUUCGGAAGACAGAGCACUUCGCCUAGUCGAGCUGGAGAAUCUUCUCGCGAUCUCUGGGUAUUCUCCGGGGAUGAGGUGGUUUUCUAAAGCUCAAGGGCUGUCAGUGUCACCAUUCGUAGCCUUGUUGAAGGUCUCCGUGGCUGCUCCCACCGGUGUAUCGCUUGAAGGACUUAAGGCUGCCCUUGGAGCUGUUGCGGCAGAGCACCAACUUAUUCAGUCUGCGAGCGGCGACUCCUUACCGCUACUGACAGCUCUACAUUCCAUAAGAGGCUCCCAAGACCUUGCCUCUUGUGAUGCUUUGUGGACGCUGCUUGAUAACAGCACAUCUCGAUGUGCUACGACGCCUAUUAAGUAUCUUGAGAUGCUCCAGGAUCAUGUCGCUGUCGAGCAGAGUGAUGUCACCGCAUUAUCGGGCUUAUUGAGCCCCUUUACCUUUGCUCUACUAGAGCAGUUGCCUUUCGUUCUCAGCUCAGCAGGAGAAGAGCAGAUAUCAGUCCUGGCCAACCUCGUCGCUGUUUACAUGUCACACACAAAAACUUUGGGCAACGGCGAUAGUGGGUUCGACGCACUCCGCGAGAAGUGCGAAUUGGCCUUUUCUGAUAACCCCAGUGGGAAGAAGUUGAUCAAGAAGUACACAAAACAAGCUAAUGCCACACACGAGUUGCAGAGCUGGGGGGCAGACUUCUCUACGGGCGAAGAUGAGCACACAGCCAAGACUGAGGAUAGUCAGAAGGGAGGAAGCUUCUUGUCAGAGGAUGCGCUGGCUGAGAUACUUUCUACCCCAUCGUCUUUGACCCAGGACAACUCAGCACUGUCGAAAUGGGCGACCAAGGAGGCGGAUGAGCUCGUUGAGGAGGGACAUGCAGCGUCCGUUGCGUCCUUACUUGGGUCGGAACACACCAGCAUUCGAAAAGAAGCACUCGUCAAUAUCGCGAAAAUGGCUGCCAAGAUCAAGGACUCAUCAUACGAAGAGAAAGAUCAGGUGUUCCUUUUGCUAAUGGAACUUGUUGAGUCGUGCAAAGGCCACGUGGACACAGGCCCGAUACCCAACUAUAUCGUGGCGUUCACACGGAAUGCGCUGGAAGUGCUGCAGAACCCUCUGCAUUGCAUGUAUGGAAAGUUGAACAAGUUCCUUAUCAAGGGCCCAACUUGGAAGCUCGACAGGAUGCCUUUGGUCUACGACGUCCUGUCAGAUGGACCAGAACUCGACGAUGCUUAUUACUCCGAGCUCAGCUGGCUAUUCUCUUAUCUACUGGACGGCUUACAAGGAGAGCCAGACAUGGCCCUGUAUCACAAUACACGCCUGUUCGAGCGGUUGCUGUCCCUGGCAAGCAAUCCGUACAUGCGGCCGAGCCUCACGACCCAGAUCCUGAGGAUAGUCUAUAAGGCAACGUGCAUCAAAGGUGGGAGCACAACUCUCAUCACUAGAUUUGGUAUCGUGAGCUGGCUCGAGAUGCGGAGUGGCAUGUGCGAUUCUGAGCGUGAGAUUUGCAAGGCCCUUCUGAGGAGGACAUGGGAAACGUCAGACAAGGAACGAGUUUCUGAGUGGAGCAAUGGUGGCAUUCAGGAUGCUGUGCAAAGGCAUUAAGUCAACUUCAAUAGAUUCAAGAAAAUGUGAAAAUGUAAUUACGGAG
Diaporthe batatas is the source of this 3612-nucleotide messenger RNA. RefSeq lists its product as uncharacterized. Gene Ontology annotation, cellular component: nucleolus. Lineage: Eukaryota; Fungi; Ascomycota; Sordariomycetes; Diaporthales; Diaporthaceae. Bases 132 to 3566 code for a protein of 1144 amino acids. The record is from RefSeq and is a predicted model, not a curated record. The transcript has 2 exons. Gene Ontology annotation, biological process: maturation of LSU-rRNA from tricistronic rRNA transcript (SSU-rRNA, 5.8S rRNA, LSU-rRNA); maturation of 5.8S rRNA from tricistronic rRNA transcript (SSU-rRNA, 5.8S rRNA, LSU-rRNA).